Zophobas morio is the source of this 1546-nucleotide messenger RNA. Its product is annotated as 6-phosphofructo-2-kinase/fructose-2,6-bisphosphatase-like. Gene Ontology annotation, cellular component: cytosol. Bases 229 to 1440 code for a protein of 403 amino acids. Lineage: Eukaryota; Metazoa; Arthropoda; Insecta; Coleoptera; Tenebrionidae. The record is from RefSeq and is a predicted model, not a curated record. The transcript has 17 exons. Gene Ontology annotation, biological process: fructose 2,6-bisphosphate metabolic process; fructose metabolic process. Gene Ontology annotation, molecular function: ATP binding; 6-phosphofructo-2-kinase activity; fructose-2,6-bisphosphate 2-phosphatase activity.
UGUGAACUUGGGGUAUAAAGCUAUAUGUAAGGUGUGAACUGAUUAUUAUACGCUGUCAGGGGAACUUACAAGUGUACAGUUAUAAAAGUUACGACUUUUUUCUUAAAUUAUAAAAGAAGUAAUCAGAAAUAACUCAACGUUGAAUAAAUCUAUCGCUCACUUUUAUAACUGCUAAAGGCGACUGCCACUUUUGUGCUAUUAAAGAAUACUGAGUGCUUGCUUGUUACAAUGUUUAACGAUAGCAAAAAGUUGACUGUGAUAUUAGUUGGGCUGCCGGGAAGUGGCAAAACUUGUAUAGCAAAAAAGUUAAGUCGUUAUUUGAACUGGAAAGGCUGCUUUACUAAAAUUUUCUGUCCAGAUUUAUAUCUUCAGAAGUUAAAAGUUUUAGAAUCCAAAACCUCCUGCAUGGAUGGACAGGAGGAAAAAGAUUGGAAUACUUUAUCAAUGGCAGAGUGUUUGAAGGAUUUAAUAUGUUGGUUAAAAAAUAGUUUGGAAGCUAAAGUGGCCAUAUUAGAUAGUGAGAAUUUGCUUCGAGAUCAGCGGGCUUUAUUAAAAAAAAAGUUAGAAACCGAAACAGGAAGUUCUAUUUUAUUUAUAGAGAGUGUUUGUAACAUUAAUCAAAUUUUGGUUGAUGGCGAAAACACGUUUGCUUGUGAGCGACGGGUUCAACAAUACCAGCUGCGUUAUGAAUCUCUGGAUGAGCUACUUGAUCCCAAUUAUUCUUUUUUAAAGCUAUUCGAUGUGAAUAAGUCAAUUGUCACGCGUAACGUCGAAGGUCACAUCAGUGCUCUAAUUGUUUAUUUUUUGAUUAAUGCCCGGUUUCACUCGAGGACUCUCUACUUUUCUCGCCACGGCGAAAGUGAAUACAAUCUUCAAGGAAUUUUAGGAGGUGAUUCUGAUUUGAGUUUGAGAGGCGUUGAGUACGCCUCGAAGCUUCACGAGUACUUCACGGGAGUCAAAAUUGAAAAUCUUCAAGUGUGGACGUCCCCUUUGAAACGCGCGAGACAAACAGCACAACUUUUCGAAGAAAAAGCUAAAAUCUGGAAAUGUUUAGAAGAAAUUAAAGCUGGAAUAUGCGAAGGGAUGACUUAUCAGCAGAUAUCGGAGUUAUACCCCGAAGAGUUCAGAUCACGUGAGAAGGACAAGUACAACUACCGCUACCCACGUGGAGAGUCUUAUUAUGACGUCGUUGUCCGCUUGGAGCCAAUCAUGCUGGAGCUUGAAAGAGCCAACAAUGUUUUAAUCAUUGGGCAUCAAGCCGUCCUCCGGUGUAUACUCGCCUACUUUCUCGGAAAGUCGACCGAAGAAUUGCCUUUUAUGGAAGUCCCUCUCCACUCAGUUCUAAAGAUAUCCGCCAUGGCCGACGACUACCACAUGCAAACUAUUUCGUUAAAUAUAAGCGCUGUUAGCACGCAACUUCCCUUCAACGCAAAUUUGUAGUUUCGCAUUUACUUUAUUUUUUUUAUAAUUCUUUUUUAGAGACAAAAAAUAUUUUAUUGUUCCGUUAACAUAAAUUUAAAGCAGACAUAUAAAUUUAAUUGAAAUU